Spodoptera exigua (beet armyworm) is the source of this 3925-nucleotide messenger RNA. NCBI's taxonomy places the organism in Eukaryota, Metazoa, Arthropoda, Insecta, Lepidoptera, Noctuidae. The record is from the annotation of a GenBank genome assembly.
GAGUGACGUAUGUGUUAUGUGUUUAUGAAUUUCAUUUACUAUCUUAUUAAUGUGAUUUAUAUAAUGAAGUGAGAACUGUUUUAUCAUAUUAUCAUCUUAUCUGUUUGUCGUCAUUUUGAUGAUGAGGGGUAAUCAGUCGUGGUAGGAGGAGCGCGACAUGAAUUCUGACGUGCACCGUCAUCAGGCGCACCCGCCAUUGGCACAGCACGGAGUGCACGCGGGCUCCCAGGGUGUGGGUCCCUGCGGCUGGUACUCGGCAUCAGCUGCACCAGCCCCCACUGCACCGGCCCGGCUCAAGCGCACUCAGCCCCCUCACCAACUACCAUGUGGAGGCAGUGUGAGCGGUAGUAAUGGGCCACACGCGCCUCUCUCGCCCACCGCAUUGCAGAAUUCCAUUCCACAUAACAUUGUGAUGUCGUCGUCGGUACGGACGCCGGCGCCGCCCGGGCCUGCGCCCUCCGCCAUGCACACCUCGCAGACGACAUCUGCUGUGUCGAAGGGGCCGAGCGAUGUGUUGGUGAACUCGACGUGCGUGAAUCCUCCACCGGCCGGCAACAGGCUCAUCAACAUGACUCAGUGGCCAUGGCACCACGGCGCGAUAUCCCGCGAGCGCGCGGAGGCGUUACUGUCGGGCUCUCCGGACGGUGUGUUCCUGGUGCGGGAAAGCACCAAUUUUCCCGGCGACCACACGCUCUGCGUGCGGUAUCGGGGCCGGGUCGAACAUUAUCGAGUAAAAUGGGCGACAGCUCCUGACAACCAAAAUCAACGUCUAACAAUAGACGACGAAGAGUUUUUCGAUAAUAUGACGGAUUUAAUCCAUCACUACUUACAAGAUGCUGACGGUCUGUGCACUAAGCUAGUGCGGUGCUUGCCGAAGGCCUUGCCCAAUGGCGCUAACAAUAACGGAGUUCUGCAGCCGUCCUACCCGCCUCAUCCGCAGCAACCGCCGCCCUACCCCCCUACGCCGAGCGUGUCUAGCGCGCUGAGCUCGGGUCACUUCCAGCACACGUACUCCACGCAGAUGGCCUCCUCCGACCAGACGGACAGCUCGUUACAACCGCAGAACUUUGUCGAUGCACGCUGGAAAAUAGACGAGCGUGACCUUGAGAUUCGUGAGAACAUUGGCAAGGGAGAGUUUGGAGAUGUUAUGCUGGGCAUACUGAACGGCUCGCAGAAAGUCGCGGUAAAGAUCCUCAAGGAUAGAGAAGCUGCCAGCAAGUUCCGCGCGGAAGCUAGCGUUAUGGCGUCGCUAACGCACGACAACUUGGUGCGACUGCUGGGGCUGGUGUUCACGUCGAGCGGCAGUACGUGCAUAGUGACGGAGCAUUGCGCGCAGGGCUCAUUGCUCGACUACCUCCGCUCCCGGGGCAGGCACUACGUCACGCAACUCAACCAGAUCAAUUUCGCAUAUGACGCGUGUUGCGGUAUGGAAUACUUGGAAGGAAAGCGUGUCGUGCACCGUGAUCUGGCGGCUCGUAACGUGCUCAUAUCCGCGGAGGGUACAGCUAAAGUGGCAGACUUCGGCCUGGCUAGGAAUGACGCCACCAUGGACGACCCCGCCGAGGCUGCGCGCCUACAGGCCAAGCUGCCCAUCAAGUGGACCGCGCCAGAGGCCCUCAAGUACAACAAAUUUUCUAACAAGUCUGACAUGUGGAGUUUCGGUAUUCUUCUUUGGGAGAUAUAUUCAUUUGGAAGAGUUCCCUACCCUCGAAUUCCCCUGGCGGAGGUAGUGCGGCACGUAGAACGCGGGUACCGCAUGGAGGCGCCGGAGGGCUGCCCGGGCGGGCCGUACGAGGUGAUGCGCGCGGCGUGGCACGCCGACCCGGCGGCGCGGCCCACGUUCGCCGCCACGCGCCACCGCCUCGCCGCCAUACGCGACGCCGCGCACCAUGCACAGCUCGCGCACGCCGCGCAUCCCGCGCCAUAGCAUCCUCUACCGGGCAAACCGGCGGGCUAUAGAGCACGGGACUUGAUGAAUUAGUGUAAAAUGUACACACGGGAAAGGUAUAGUGCUGUGACGGUGGCGAGAUGUAUUUUAUAUUAAUUAAUACAUACUGUAAGUACUAAAUUAUUUUAAUAUGUUUGAAGACACUCCCUCGCUAAGAAUAUUUGUAAUGUAGAUUAGAUAAUGUGUAAUUUUGAUGUGUUGUACAAGAAUGUGUGUGAGAUGUUAGGUGUUGGAGGACCUUUUAGUGGAAAUUAUUCUACUUACCACAUACUUAACAUAAAACCAGAUGACCAUUAUGUUAAUCACUCCACGAUUAGUCAGGGAAUCAGGGAUUUAUUAUCCAUCUUCUGCUUUUUUUGUAUCAAGUUUAAGACUUUAUAUCCUGGCUAUAUGACAGUGUAUAUUUAGUUGUAAGUGUAAAACGAACACAAUAACAAAGCACAAUUUAUAAACCACAAUUCCACUAAAAGAUCUUUUAUUAAAUAAAAUUUUAUUGAAGGCCUAAGCUUCAAUGUAUGCUAACAUAUUCUCGUAAAGAUUCCACCCAAUAGAGGUCACGAAGGUUAUGUCGGUACUAUGGUACUGUCUAGUCAAAGUAUUGUUUGUAUCAUAUUAUAGUAUUUGCACUUUAAUUAAUCAAAGGGGACUGAUUGCAUACAAAACAAAACACACUACUGGUUGUAGAGAUAAAAAAACGCUCAAAAUAUAAUUUAACUAAAUAAACUCCACGAAUCAACAACAAGUAUUAAAAUUAUAGAUGUACUUGUGUGUUAGUUCAUUUACUAGAAAUUAAUCAAUUAAGUAAGGCAAGGACUCUUUCCGAGCACACUUGGAGUAUUAAAUGUAACAUUCAGUGUUGUGUCAAAGGUUAAUAGCAGCUGUUCGAGUGAGUUAUUAAUUCGUUACGACUACGUUAGCAUCAAAGUCUGAUAGUAUAAUUGUCUGAAACAAUCAGUGCAUUUGUGUUUAAAGUUCAAUUAGUAUCAAUUGGUUGACACUUGUGUUAUAGACUAAGAUAUGUUUAGCCAUAGUAAGGUGAAGUUGUGUGAAACAACUAGGUUACAGGUUGUGUGCUAUUCCUAAAGAUAAGAUUACCUUGUGUUGGGUACACGCAACACCUAUAAACUAUAAUCUAUUUGCGAACAUUGCGUGCGAUUUAAAAUGGGUGUUUGGCGUUCAUAACAAGGUACCCUAAAUUCUUAUACAAUUCGAUUGUAUACAAAACGCAUCUAACUAUAUGGUUGAAUAUUAUUUACGGUAGUUGUAAAGAGUGCGUGAAACAUGACAAGUAGUCUGAAGUAAGCCAUGAAUCUCAAGGAAAUGCAAAAGUUCUAUGUUAACGUUGUAAACUUUAUAAAAUCUUGCGUAAAAUUGCUUAUACGUGUUACGAAGGAUACUAAAUAAAUAUUGUACAUGCGAUGCAUUACUAUAAAGAAUCGCCAAUAUAUUUUUUCUGUGUUUCAGCAAGCUUAGAAAGUAAGAUUGAGCAUUUUAAAGAAUGAGACUUAAAAUUCAACUAGCACGUUUAUUAAGUCCUUUUGUUUAAUCUUAUGCAAUACUAGUUUUAAGUGUUAAAUUGUUUUUACCAUAUAUUUAUGUUCUAUCAGAAAAUUUGUGAGAAUUAAGUAUGUAAUGAAGCGAUUCAAGUGCAAGACAUUUGAUUUCUGCCAAAGCAUAGGAACUUGAUAUUUUUUGGUGUUUCCAUUUAAGUCUUCCUUUUACUAAAAUGUAUUAAUUUUUUAUAUGGAAACAAGAUAUUUUUAAUAGAUUGUACAACUGUUUACUAGUCUUUGAAGAGUAGUAAGGACUGAAUUGUUUGCAGUUGUAUUUUUAUCUGUAAUUUAUAUAAAAAUAGUAAGAAGUAAGGUAUUAAAAUCUCAAUUGUUUUUGUUUAUUACUUGUACUAUUAUUUCAACAAUGUAAAUAGUUAUUUUUAACUUUAAGGAAUAAAUUGUAUUAUAACAAAGUAUAAAUACC